Molecule: messenger RNA, 2154 nt
Organism: Dermatophagoides pteronyssinus (European house dust mite)
Lineage: Eukaryota; Metazoa; Arthropoda; Arachnida; Sarcoptiformes; Pyroglyphidae
Product: glucose dehydrogenase [FAD, quinone]-like
Molecular function (GO): flavin adenine dinucleotide binding; oxidoreductase activity, acting on CH-OH group of donors
Source: RefSeq, a predicted model, not a curated record
AUCUUUUUGAACGUCGCUUUUGCCAUCGCGAUAGCUAUGGCCAUCGCACGCUCUGUUUUGCCAGUUAUUCCGUUGCUUAUGCUUAUGCGGCGCCACGAUUAUGGCCAUCUACCUUCAGCAUCCCAUAUUAUACAAACUGCAGCUUCAUCGUCACCGCUCAUGAUGAAUCAACGUGAUCAUUGGGAUCGUGAAUAUGAUUAUAUUAUUGUAGGAGGUGGUUCUGCCGGUUCGGUACUGGCCAACCGAUUAUCUGAAGAUGCUUAUGUUAAAGUUUUGUUACUCGAAGCUGGUGGCAGCGAAAACAUAAUUUCGGAUAUUCCGUUAGCAUACCAAAGUUUGCAACAAACACCUAUGGACUGGAAAUAUGUAACCGAACCACAACAGGCAGCAUGUUUUGGACUUAAUUCCAGGCGAAGCCUCUGGCCUCGUGGCAAAGUUCUUGGUGGUUGCAGUGUUCUAAACGUUAAUCUUUAUGUUCGUGGCAAUCAAAAUGAUUAUGAUGGAUGGGCUAACCAAGGUGCUACCGGUUGGUCAUGGAGUGAAGUGUUUCCAUAUUUCCUUAAAUCCGAAGAUAAUCAGGAUAAGGAAUAUCUGUUAAAUGGUUAUCAUGCUCGUGGUGGCUAUUUGACGGUAUCACAGCUCAAAUUUUUGACACCAAUCGGUCAGGCAUUUAUACGUGCAGCUCAAUAUAUUGGUUAUCCGGUUGUCGAUGUGAAUGGCCCAUAUCAAAGUGGUUUUACUGUACCUCAAGGUACGAUUCGUAACGGAGCAAGAUGUUCAGCAGCCAAAGCGUUUCUUAAGCCUGUACAGCAUCGAUCCAAUUUACAUCUGCUGACAUUUUCGUUUGUCACUCGGAUCUUAUUCAAUGAACAAAAAAGAGCAGUCGCUGUACAGUUUGACAGAUUUACGCUUAGUCAUCUGGUUUACGCACGCAAAGAAAUCAUCGUUAGUGCUGGUUCUAUUAAUUCACCACAAUUGCUCAUGCUUUCUGGAUUAGGACCCGCUUCUCAUCUUGAAACACUUGGUAUUUCAGUCAUUUCAGAUCUUCCAGUUGGUUCUAAUCUUCAGGAUCAUAUAUAUUCUGGUGGCAUUCAUUUUGCUGUCACUCAACCAGUAACACUUAGCCAAGAACGAACGUUUAAGCCUACCAAUAUAGCCAAAUAUUUUACUAGUGGAACAGGUCCGUUAACCUCGUUAGGCGCUGUUGAAGGACUUGCUUUUGUAAGCACUAAAUUUGUCAACGGAAGCAAAGAUUGGCCAGAUUUUGAAAUUCAUCUUUCUUCGGCCACCAUUACCACCGAUAAUGGUAAAUUCAUGCGUAAAUAUAUGGGUGUUACUGACAAGGUUUGGCAACAAGUGUACGCUCCGUAUGCUCAAUACGAUUCUUUUACAUUGGAUCCAGUACUGCUAAGGCCUCGAAGUCGUGGCUAUAUUCGACUUCGAUCAAACAAUCCAUACGAACAUCCGAUUAUUGAUCCUCGUUACCUUAGUGCACCCGAAGAUAUUUUCACUAUGGUUGAAGGUAUGAAAAUGGCGAUCGCUAUCGGUCAAACACCACCUUUGAAACGUUAUGGAGCCUAUCUUUUUCAAACUGUAUUUCCAGGCUGUGAAGGCUAUUCGUUUAUGGGUGAUGAAUAUCUAGCUUGCGUAGCUCGAACUUAUACGGCAACUAUUUAUCAUCCAGUUGGUACUUGCAAAAUGGGAGCUAUUGAUGAUAUCACAUCAGUAGUCGAUCCACGUCUUCGGGUAUAUGGUGUUUCUAAUCUUCGGGUAGUUGAUGCUUCUAUUAUGCCCAACAUAGUUUCGGGCAAUACAAACGCACCAGUUAUUAUGAUUGCCGAAAAAGCUUCCGAUAUGAUUAAACAAGAUUGGAUUGGAUAUUAGAUUGAAUUUGGAUAGCCAAAAAUCAUUGUCAUUGUAAAUAUUUCCAUAUUAGCAACGUGUGAUGUACAGUUUACCUCACUAUUUGACCACCAUUAUUAUAACCGCCGGAUAUGAUUUGUUGAUAAAUAAAUUUGAAAAAAGCUUUAAAAACCUAAACCCAGUUGAUCAUUUUUUUUGUUGGUCAAAAACUGUUGUUUGUUUGAUCAAUCAAUUGGCAUGACUUGGGUACAUUUGUCAUAUAUCAUUUAUGUCGUCGAUGUGUGUAUUUUU